Messenger RNA from Cryptomeria japonica (Japanese cedar), 845 nucleotides. Its product is annotated as 18.1 kDa class I heat shock protein. The coding region runs from base 259 to 735 and encodes 158 amino acids. The transcript is spliced from 2 exons. The record is from RefSeq and is a predicted model, not a curated record. Gene Ontology annotation, biological process: protein folding; response to salt stress; response to hydrogen peroxide. Lineage: Eukaryota; Viridiplantae; Streptophyta; Pinopsida; Cupressales; Cupressaceae.
UAAAUCACAACCCAAGAUGAUUUUUAGUUAGGUAUGCUCUUAUGUCGGAAGAAUAUGGAAGAAAAGUGUGGAAAGAACUAGAAUCCUCCUGCGCAGAAACGAAACUGCAAGGCUUCUCUCAAAAAUUCUAGACAUCUCCACCGUGCGCUAUAAAUAAGCCCUGCGCAUUCUUCACCUCAGCAUACAUAGAAAGCGAUUUCGAGAAUCAGCAAAUACCACAAAUCAAUAUUUUCUAGCUUUUCCAUAAAAAGAUUCAUCAUGUCUCUGGUUCCCAGCCUCUUUGGAAGGAAAUCCAGCGUAUUCGAUCCAUUUUCUCUUGAAGUGUGGGAUCCGCUGGGAGCUUUUAAUUCCAUUACCAGGGAUUUGCCUCUUUCAGAAUUUGCAAGGGAUGCGGCAGCCAUUGCAAGCACACAAAUUGAUUGGAAAGAAACUUCGGAUGCGCACAUUUUCAAGGCCGAUCUGCCAGGUCUGAAACAAGAAGAGGUGAAAAUAGAAGUCGAGGACGGACGGAUCUUGCAGAUUAGUGGAGAACGGAAUAAAGAAGAGGAGCAAAAGAACGAAAAAUAUCACCGAGUGGAACGCUCACGCGGCAAAUUUUUGCGACGAUUUCGGCUGCCGGAGAAUGCAAAGAUGGAGGAAGUGAAAGCUGCCAUGGAAAAUGGAGUGCUGACGGUGACUGUGCCAAAACAGCCGGAGCCGAAGCCAAAGGUCAAAUCCAUUGAGAUAUCUGGUUAAUAGCUGAUAAUAUUUGUAUCCGAGGAGUUAAAUGUAAAGUGACUCAUUUAGUAAAUGCUGCUAGUGCAGCAAAAUAUAUAAUAAAGUAUAAGUCAUGUUUAUCUAGCGAA